AUGCCUAUGGUCCUGUCUCCGCCUUCCUCCCAUCUCCUAGACUCAAGUAUCUACGUUGCGCUUUUCAUACUCACUUGCUACGACUUGGUGGUUUUGGUCGUCGGAAGACCUGCCGUGGUGAUGUUUCAGCGCCUCCGCGACGCCAUCGACUCUCGAAUUGCCGAGGAACAGGCGCGCCAAAAAACCGCUCAAGACAAUCUCUCUCGAUCGGGUUCCACACGCCGUCCACUCAAUAACAAUUCCUCCCCAGGUCGAACUUCUCGGCCCCGCCGCAAUACAGGAACCCCUGUCCGAGGACCAGACCCUAAGGAAUUCGAGGCAGAGUUUGCGACUGGAGAAGAUGAUGAUUCGAGCCGUGCAGCGACGCCUCGCUUAGAGACCCCGGACGACCCCUCCGAGAAAGAAGCAAAGCCGUCUGAGACAGAGCCCAACGAUGGUGAUAACGAGAAGGGCAAGGCCAAGGCGCCUACUGCUGAGAGCGCUGGUAAAGACAGUGCUUCAAAGUCCACGGGGGAGAAGGGCUCCUUAGUCUCAGAAAAGCCCGAGCUGCCUGUGGAGGUCAAAGCAAAGCUUCGAAGGCUGGAUAAGCUUGAAGUCCGCUAUAAUGAGUUGCUGAAGGCGUAUCGUUCCGCGCAUGCGCGCGUCCUUUCCAUCGAGCCAUUCGAGGCGGCACUACGAGAGAACACACCCCUGACCUCCAUCGCCGAACCCAAAGCGCUUACGGAGUAUCUGAACCAAAUGUCUUUAAAGAGUGACAUGGUGAUCGAUGAGUUGAAACGAGUAACAACCGACCGUGAUGACUACAAGAAGAAGAUGGAGGAAGCUAAACAGGAAACGAAAGCCGCCCACGAUGAGUUGGCUGGUUUAAAGAAUCAGAAGGCCGCAUCAGCCCAGGAGACUCCUCAAGGAUCAGGCAAGAAGGAGGGAGAAGCCAGCGAGGAAUUCUUUUCUUUCGACAACGAGGUCCCACGAUUGGAGGAAGAACUGAAGGAGAAGCAAGGGGAGGUGGACGCACUCAAGACCGAGGUGGAUAAUCUCAAGAAAGACCUCUCCGUGGCGCGAGAGUCCACGGAGGGAAUGGUUCAGAGCCUUGAGACAUCCACCAGAGAGCUUCUUGAAUUGCGCGACAGUAAGGAUAAGCUGGACGCAGAAGUCGAGGCAUUGAGGUCUUCCAAGGAGAAGGAGGCGGGAGAGCUCAAGGCGCAGCUCGCCGAUACCGAAUCAGCCCUGCAGGUAGCUACCGCCGAGGUCGAAAAACUAAAGACUGAGUUGCAGGGAAAGACCGCCGAGAUUGAACGAAUGCAGGCCGAGGCUAGCGAGGCAGAGAAAGCAGAGAAGUCCGAGCUGGACCCGACCCUACUCGCCCAGUUGGAAGAAGCUAAGAAGGCCAAGGAUGCUACGGACAAGCGACUUGAUGUAGUACAGAGCCUGGUUGACACCUUCAAAUCCCAGCUCAAGGAAGCUGAGUCGCAAGUGUCGAGCCUCAAAAACGAGGUUGACCAGAAGGCAGGAGAGGCAUCCAAGCUUCAGCAGCUCGUGGAUUUCAUCGACGGUGGUUUGGAUGGCAAUUCAGUGUGGCAUCAAGCGAAGAAAGACAUCGAGACGGGCAAAGAGGCCAACUUUGAGGAGAUCCGCAAGAGCCUCGUCCCCGUCGAGAAGCCCACAGAUUCUGUCUCGACUCCGUCGAUUGCGGAACCGGAAGUGCAGGCUCCAGCUGGCGGAGGUGCCGGUGCCGGUGUCGGUGCAGGUGGGAAGAAGAAGAACAAAAAGAAGAAGAAGGGUGGUAAACCUGCGGAAGAAGAGCCGAAACCCAAGGAGACAUCCGUGACCGAGAUUUCACCUCCGGCAGCCGACGCUGGGGUUGUCGACGAUCUAAAGAAAAAGAUUGAGACACUUACUGAGCAGCUGGCUGCGAAGGAAGCAGCUAUUGAUCGUCUUAGCACAAAAUUGAAGGGCGAAGAGGAUCUGAAGGAAGAGAUUGAGUCGCUGCGUGACGAUCUCAUCAACGUCGGACAGGAGCAUGUUGAGGCGAAAGACAAAAUCAAGGCGCUCACCGCAGAGAAAUCUGCUUUGCAGGAGACCAUCACGAAGCUGGAGGCGGAACUAGCGGAGGUCCGCACGAGCACCGCAUCCACCUCGGCUGAUUCACAAAAAUUGCACGACGAUCUAAAGGCGGAAUUCGAGCGUCUCAAGUCGCGUUCGGCUUCAUUGGAAACCGACUUGUCGGCGGCUCAGCAACUUGCCGCAACCCGAUUCAAGGACCUCACGGAUUUGCGAGAGACUCUAGAGAAAGUUCAACCUGAACUGCGGAGCCUGCGAGCGGAAUCAUCAGAGCUGAAGACAUUGAAAGACACCCUUGCCAGCAAAAAUGGCGAGCUAAGAAAGCUUGAAACCAAUUGCGAUGAAUUGCGUGCUGACCUCAAGGUCAUCAAAACGAAGGUUUCGGAGCGAGACUCCGAAGUCAGCACCUUGAAUAAGAAGAUCCGCCAAGAAACGGAUAGCCGCCUCAAGGCCGAGGAGGCACUGACGGUUGCUCAGUCUGAGUUGCGUUCAUCGGAAGCUCGGAAACAGGAGGCCAUCAGCUCGCGAGACAAGACUGCUGGAGAGUUGAGCAAGGCGCAGGAGGGCCUGAAGAGUUCGCGAAUGAGGGUCAGAGAGUUGGAAGAGCAAAUCUCUCAGCUGAGUAAGGAGAUUGGAGGACUCAAGGAAGAGAUUCAACUGAAGACUGCUCAACAUGCCAGUGCGCAGAGCCUGAUUGGUAGCAUGCGUGAUCAGACAGCCGAAGUGGCUACCCAGAUGAAGGAAGUGAGAGAUCGAUGCGAAAACUUGGAGGAGGAGCUGGCGGAUGCUCACCGGCUGCUCAAUGAGCGAACCCGGGAGGGGGAGACCAUGCGUCGACUGAUCAACGACAUUGAGACUCGGUCCGAGGCGAAGGUCCGUGAUUUCAAGGAGCGGAUGGAAGCAGCUGUGGAAGAGCGCGAUCGCGCCGAAGAUGAAGCCAGUACUCAGGCCCGUCGUCGUGCUCGAGAGAUGGAAGAUCUGAAAGCCAAGGUUCGUGAAGCCGAACGUGCCCUGCGAACGGCCGAAGAGGACCGAGAAAGUCUCGAGCAGUCUCAGAAGGACUGGCGCCGUCGGCGUGAUGAGCUCGAAUCUGAAUCGGAGCGGUCCGCUCAGGAGCUUGAAGAAGUGCGCCAAGCGAUGGCUUCUCUUCGAGAACAGCUCGACGAGAGCGAAAAGCAAGUGCGUGACUUGGAAAAGGAAAAGAUGGAGCUGCGUCGCUCCGUUGAGGAGACCAGCAAUCGCCUGGAGAAGCUGCGUCGAUCGCAUAAGACUCUAGGCGAGGACAUCCGGUUGCGUGGCAUGGAGUCAGGUCGACAAUCUUCUCGAUCCUCGAUGGAGUCAAAUUCUCGCCGACCCAGCGGUGUCCUCUCGCCUGUCGCGCCCGACCGCAGCACGUCCAGCCGCAGGAGCGAGACUCCAUCCAGUGCUGGGCCGGGGCCUGGUUCCAUUGACUACAUGUACUUGAAGAAUGUACUGCUCCAGUUCAUGGAGCAGAAAGACAAGAACUACCAGAAGCAGUUAGUUCCCGUGCUGGGGAUGCUGCUUCAUUUCGACCGAAACGAUGAACAAAAAUGGAUGUCGGCGAUCAUGUCUCGCUAG
Penicillium oxalicum is the source of this 3660-nucleotide messenger RNA. RefSeq names its product putative vesicle-mediated transport protein (Imh1). The coding region runs from base 1 to 3660 and encodes 1219 amino acids. The transcript has 4 exons. Gene Ontology annotation, cellular component: Golgi apparatus. Lineage: Eukaryota; Fungi; Ascomycota; Eurotiomycetes; Eurotiales; Aspergillaceae. The record is from RefSeq and is a predicted model, not a curated record.